AUGUGCGACGAACGCACCACGCUAGAGGCGCCGUGUGUCGUUCGCCGACAUCACGUGCGACGGCGCGUAGGCGGCGGAACACGGGCGCUGGCGGCACGGCCGGCCCGGCCCCGCGCCGUGGCGUCGCCUUGCGUCAGCGCGUCCAUUACAUUUAACGACGCCUCCGCCGCGCCACCCACCCCGCCCGCACCCCUCCCCUCCGCUCCCCCCCGUCCCCCUCCCCCCGCGCUGUGUCCCCACAGCCUUAUCUCGCCGCCGCCGCCGCCGCCGCCGCCGCCAGGACGCGCCAUGCGAGAGCACUGCGGCGCGCGUUCUGCAAAGAGAGCGGGAGGAGGAGGGGGACAUUAUUCGGAGCUUUGUUCGCCCUCGGGGCGGCGGGGACUGCUUCUGUGGCCCACGCGCCUCGCGCAGCGCAAGGAGCGAGAUGGGCGGCGGCGGGGCGGAAGAACGAUUCAGAAAGCGACGCAGUGGCCACCGCGAAGGCCUCUGCCAGAGCGCGCAAAUUCCAGUUGCAAACCUGUUCUGCCAGGGAGCGGAGGAAAAACUGAUUCUCAGAAUUACUCUAUUCCGGGCCCAGGUGCAGACGCCAUGAAACGAACAGGUCAAACUUGUAACUCCGGGUCCGUUAACGAUCAUUGUCACUUGCACUGGAAACAUUAAUAGAUAGUCGAAAAUCAGAAUUUAUCGACAAUCAUUGCUUGAUACUGUAUAAAAUAAGACUCUACGUUGAAACCUUUCUCCAGAUUUAAUUUUGUAUGAAUAUUACCAGUUUCA
Messenger RNA from Gryllus bimaculatus (two-spotted cricket), 774 nucleotides. Lineage: Eukaryota; Metazoa; Arthropoda; Insecta; Orthoptera; Gryllidae. The record is from the annotation of a GenBank genome assembly.